Messenger RNA from Striga asiatica, 546 nucleotides. The record is from the annotation of a GenBank genome assembly. Lineage: Eukaryota; Viridiplantae; Streptophyta; Magnoliopsida; Lamiales; Orobanchaceae.
UUGAUUCAAUUAUUUCGUACCUUUACUACGGCCAUGACGAACAACGACGAUGAUGCACUAAAAAUGGCGCCAGUCUUUCGCAACCCAGGAUGGAGCGAGCAGGACGUCUUGGAGUGUUACAAACUCUUCUUUGAAAAGGCUCUCGCAUUGCCCGACAUUCACAAUUUUAAGGUGUUCAACUCAAUAUCGUCUCCACUGGUGCAAGAUCUGUCGGAAGUAUUGGGCAGGUCUGUAGAUAAUCGGGCUGUUAGAGAACAAGUUCAGCGGCUAAGGAACCACUACAACCUUUUCACGAAGUUUCUCCAGAGAAUGCACUCAAAAGUCGAUUCAAAAACUGGCGAGGUUAGGGUGAACAAAUUCUAUCGGUUCUACGCGUGGCCCGAGAAAAACACUAUUGAACAAUUUCUCCGAACAACUGGCUUCAAGUGGCACAGCGGAUGCAUGCUGGUAUUUGAAAUGAGGGAAGCCGCUAAAAUUUGUUUCAACGAUGCUCUUCAGUCGACUUUUGAUGUCCCCAGCGAUUCUGAAUCGUCAUCUGCUGUAUGA